Messenger RNA from Babesia bovis T2Bo, 1778 nucleotides. RefSeq lists its product as uncharacterized. Lineage: Eukaryota; Apicomplexa; Aconoidasida; Piroplasmida; Babesiidae. The record is from RefSeq and is a predicted model, not a curated record. The coding region runs from base 40 to 1764 and encodes 574 amino acids. The transcript has 9 exons.
AAAUGGCCCCCUGUAAGAUGCAGCCCUUUUGCGACGAGCAUGAAUGACGCGUUUCCUCGAGCGGAUCAAAUCUUCCAUAUUUGGGGGCAUAUAGGUAUCGAUAAUCCAUUUACCGUUGGUCGUAGAAGUUUUGCUUACUACAGAUUCCACAAACGUAUUGGCAAAGGUAAUUGGAAUCGAUAUAUCGAGCGUUACAUCAAACCACGUUCUAUAGAAAACACUCAACGUAUAGUGUUCAAUUACCAUGCAUCCUACCAGGCAGCUAAAGCAUCUGCAUCAUACCUAUGGGAGCUUCCCAAGCGCAUCGCUGCAGCAACCAGUGCUAACGGCGUCCUCGAUGCAUGGAUAUACUUCAGGCACAAACGCAAAAAGGCGUACCACUACGUAUUGGCGCUUAGACGUCUGUGUGAUAUGAAGGAUGUGGACACCUCCGAUUGGCGGUUUCAAUUUAUUUCCAAGAAUAUCAUUAAACACGCUAAGUAUUUCAUUGACCUUCCUGGGAUAUGCAAUUACUUGGGGAAACUACGCGCAAUUCGUACACUUGAUCGUCUGUCCCUCGUUAUAUGUGAGAAUGCGGAAAGAUAUACAUUCGCGCAAUUGGCAACUGUGGCUAAUGCCUUUGGAAGGUGUCGUCUCCAUUCGAAGUACCUAUUUGCCCAACUGGCUCGUCACUGUAAUGAAAAGCUCCACGUGGCGAGUAACAAAGACCUAAUUUUAGUUGCCAAGGCCUACGGGAAAUGCAUGGUAUACAACUAUGGAUUAUUAGGAUCCAUAUCUUUGGAGAUGCAAAAACGCUUCUCUCCAAUUCCGAGUGCUCCCACCACUUCAAUGGGUGAGGCAUCCUCUAGACAUUGUAUCGCAAACUUAAUUCAACCCAAAUCAGUACAAGUGCAAUUGCCAACGAUGCAUGAUGUACUGGGAUUAGCGGAAGCUUUCUCUGUAGCUAAGCACCGUGAUCUACAACUUUUUGAUGCACUCUCAAUCAUGGCACGGAUGUAUAUCAAGGACCCAUCUACCAACGACCCUUUUGUGAUUACCAGGGUUAUCAGGGCAUUUGUCAUAUCCAAGGUAAACGAUGUACCUCUUUUCUCAACGGUACUUGAGGAUAUCGCAAAACACCCUUAUGACUAUCCUCCGUCUUGCAUCGCUGAAAUUGGGAAGCACGUGUCUGCUAUACUUCCUCGUGAGGUUGAUAACAUGUCGACAACGUUUAUAAAGUGUCUUGAUGCCAUUGAGAAGCAUUUGAGUCGCAUGACUAAGGGCCAACUGACGUAUGCAGCUGAAUUUGCUUAUAAGGGCCAUAGCGAUCCUGCUAAGAAAGUGCAAUUCCUUGAGCAAAUUAAUAAGGAAAUAGUGCGCUGUGGUUUUCAAAAUGAUCUCUACGACGUCCCGAAGCUCUUUGAAGUUCUAUCCAAGCAUAAAUGUGUGACUACAGACUGCUUCAAUAUCUUGUGCCGAGAUGUCUACCACAUGGUCUCCCAUUUUGAGCCAGUGGAUUAUCAAAGAACAUCCAGAGUUCUACGUGCAUUGAAACGACGUGAGAUGACCAACCUGCCUAUGGUUAACAUGCUAUCCAAGUCCGUUAUCAACCACCACGAAGAGUUCUCUCCGUAUCAGUACCACUGUGUUAUUCGAGAUCUUACACUUGCAGGCCCCCCUUUCGACUCACUACUUACGGAAUUAUGGAGUUACAAUCGAUACACUAAAGGAUACCGUCCUCCACAGCUCACUACUUCCGUCAGCUUACCGGCAGAUACCUCCUAAAGAGUGUCAUAUCU